Fusarium graminearum PH-1 is the source of this 2270-nucleotide messenger RNA. RefSeq lists its product as uncharacterized. Gene Ontology annotation, cellular component: endoplasmic reticulum membrane. The record is from RefSeq and is a predicted model, not a curated record. NCBI's taxonomy places the organism in Eukaryota, Fungi, Ascomycota, Sordariomycetes, Hypocreales, Nectriaceae. The coding region runs from base 511 to 1401 and encodes 296 amino acids. The transcript has 4 exons. Gene Ontology annotation, biological process: protein folding.
CCUGUCCUAUCCAAUCUUGCUGUUGCUGCCCGUCAUCGCAAGCACCUGCUUAGAUAUUGCAUCGCCUCUUUUUCAUCUCUCUACAAAAAUUCAACCUGUUUCUCUUCCAAAGCUUCCGGAUUGUCUGCCGCAUAAUCUGCUACAGUGCAUUCUUGACUGGGGAGCUGUCUGGACACACCGCGAAAUUAUAGCUUGUCGUUCCACCAGCCACCGCAGCCCCGUCCUAGCAACGACACCGUCAAUCCAAGCCAAGCAAGUUCAACCACCGCUCGAUUUAUCUCAACACGACAAGGGGUCGGGAAAAUCCUCGUUUCUCUUUUUUCCCUGUUUCCACUUUACAUCUUCACAUACGAAAACUCGACGAAUUAUUUCACGAUACCGCUUCCCUUUGUCCCGUCGUCGCCUUCGCUGCGUUACUCGGUCGAUUCUAAACAACCGUCCUCUCCCCAAUUGUGGUUGCUAGUGGACGUGUACCCCCUUUGAUCGAGGAGUUACGCAUCCGCAAUCACAAUGGGGUCUACCGAAUUUGGAAACUUUCAUGACUUUUGCAGAGAUUCUACUCUCCCAGUUUGCAAUCUUCUGUCUCCCAAAAACGACCAGAAUGGUGACUGGGGAGGAUGUGAGCUCAAGGGUAUCUCUCUGAGCGGGGGACGACAUCUCGGAAACCUGGGUUCUAUUCUACUUGCCGGCAUUGCCAUUGCCACCGCCGGCUUUCUCCUGCUACGAUCAGAGAAGAAGCGAGCAGCUGUUGGCCGAAGGGAGAUGCAAUUAUUCCUCCUUGGCUACAUCAUCAUCAGCAUAUGCGAGAUCUUUUCCGUCGGAGAGUUUCCUCUCAACAGCACUGUUAGAGUUGCCUUCUCCGCUAUCCACAUCGGCAUGAUUAUUGCCACCUGUUGGAUUCUAAUGCUCAAUGCUGUAGUAGGUUACCAGAUCAUCGACGACGGUACUCCUCUCUCGAUCGCUCUUAUUGUUAUCUCAGCUGGCGUUUUACUCGUUGGAACUGGCUAUAUCGCCCUCGACACCGGCCUCUCAUGGACUGGUUAUUGGGACUCGAGCCACGACGGUCCUAAAAACCGAAACAUCGCCCUUUAUGUCCUUUAUCAGCUUGUUCCAUUGAUCUUCCUCGUCGCCUACUUUGUCCUCGAGGCUAUCCUGGUUGUCCGAAUUCUCGGCGAGACGCGCCCCAUGAUUUACCUUGCCGCCGCCGGGCUCCUUUUUGCUAUCGGACAAGUCUUCAACUACGCCGUCAGCAAGUACAUCUGUGACGGCACAAGCGGGAAGAUUGACGGCGCUCUUUUCCAAACGCUCUUCACUCUGCUUUCAGUCAUCAUGGUCUGGGUCUUCUGGUCCAGCAUCACGGAAGACGACUGGCCGAUGCCUGUCACCAACACCUACCCUUAAUGCAGCACUGAUUUCAACAUUGUUGCGGGUUUUGCUUUUGGGACGGCGUUUGGCGGCGUACUUAUUUUCGGUUUCGAUAUCCCUCCUUACACUCGACGACCCAGCUCACGGUCGAACGACGUACACACGUUAUGAACAUGAUUUUUUGCUUGAAGUUUCAAAAUGAGGACGGCACUCUUUUUUGAGUUGGUGGGUGGUUUGAACGUACUCAAUGCGAUUCAAUGGGGAUGCGAUAGAACGACGGAUGAUUGGGUACUUUGCAUCAAGGGCAGCCGGCACGCGAUUAUUGUUGGGCUUGCGAGAGGAGGAAUUACGUCCAGCUUUGCCAAUGGGAUUUAUUGGUGAAAAUUUUGCUGGGUUAUGUCUGUUUUUUUGCAUGCUACGGUGGGAAGAUUUAGUACCCUUUGGCUUGUAUAUAGUAGUGAUUAGUUUUCGAUCGUAGUUAUACCCUGAUGAGCGACUAAUGCAUAAGGAAAUCAAAUUUAGAUUCGGUUAAUCAAGUAACAAUUCUUACACAUAUUACUUAUAUCUCAAAAUGUGAUUAGCGAUCAAAUACUGUUAGUUAUCGGUGAAGAAAGAAACCUAACAAGGAAGAAGCCCAAUACAACACAUAUGAUAUAGGUCUAUCUAUCUGUAUGCUGUCGCUACCUUUCCUGGGACGACACACAGCGCACUCAUCAACAUAUACUGGUAUCAAGGUGAAUGCUUCUGCCGACUUACAACUUGCAAGCUUGUAUUUGCGCAUGCGCUAUUGGCUGGGCGAUCUACUCUAAAGAUCCUAAGAGUGGAUCUGCUAUGGCAAGGCUGUGCAACCAUCUCAGCCUUGUACACUUAAUUUCGUCACCACCAUCACACGACAGCCAUUGUUC